Helianthus annuus (common sunflower) is the source of this 1073-nucleotide messenger RNA. Its product is annotated as tRNA (guanine-N(7)-)-methyltransferase. Lineage: Eukaryota; Viridiplantae; Streptophyta; Magnoliopsida; Asterales; Asteraceae. The transcript is spliced from 3 exons. Gene Ontology annotation, molecular function: tRNA (guanine(46)-N7)-methyltransferase activity. Gene Ontology annotation, biological process: tRNA methylation; RNA (guanine-N7)-methylation. The coding region runs from base 136 to 891 and encodes 251 amino acids. Gene Ontology annotation, cellular component: tRNA methyltransferase complex. The record is from RefSeq and is a predicted model, not a curated record.
CCCUAAACAAAGCAGCGUCUAUCUCCUACCCUGUUCGCUCCUCCAUCUUCUAAACCAAACAGGCGACUGACAGAUCUUCUUUCAUUCUACGAUUCAGCAGCAUUGAGGGAAGGUAAGGUUCAAUCAGCCAGCAGAAUGCAAUUGGAGGAAAAAGUAGCAUCAAUCAGCAAAUCCACCCGUCUUCCACGAAAACGGUUUUACCGAGCACGAGCUCAUAGCAACCCGUUAAGCGAUUCCCAUUUCCCAGUCCCCACUUCCCCUCUCCAUCUAGAUUACUCCCUUCACUUUCCCGAUUCUCCUCAAGCCAGCUCCUCCGAAAAGAAGAUAGAAUUUGCAGAUAUCGGUUGUGGCUUCGGAGGACUUUUGAUCAGUCUUGCAACCCUCUUCCCCGAUACCCUAAUGAUCGGAAUGGAGUUGAGAGACAAGGUAACAGAAUACGUCAAACAACGUAUUCUAGCUUUGCGUCUUUCAAACCCCGGCCAAUACCAGAAUGUAUCCGUUGUUAGAACCAAUUCCAUGAAAUACAUUCCCAAUUACUUUGAAAAAGCACAGCUUUCCAAGAUGUUUUUCUUGUUCCCGGACCCGCACUUCAAAGAAAAGAACCAUCGUAGGCGUGUGAUUAGCCCGUUUUUGUUAGAUGAAUAUGCGUAUGCUAUUAAGCCUGGUGGGAUUAUAUACACUGUAACUGAUGUGGAAGAGCUUGGAGAGUGGAUGAAGUCAUGUUUGGAAAAUCAUCCCAUGUUCGAAUCGCUCAGUGAAGAAGAACUUGAAGCUGAUCCGGUGGUGAAGUUGUUGAGUUGUGCAACUGAAGAAGGGCAAAAGGUGUCGAGAAAUGGUGGGCAGACUUUCAAAGCAGUUUUUAGGCGUAUUAUUGUCCUCCUCAAAGAUUGAAAUAUGAUUGGCUGAUCUAGAUUCGCUUCAUCUGUAUGGCCGAAUUUGCAAAAAUGGGCUGAACUUGAAAGAAAUUGAGUAGGCCAACGAAUGAAGUUCAAACUUCAUCUGACAAUGAGAAAGAAACUUCACCAAAUUUUCAUGAUCAAAAUUUUGUAAUGAACAUGUAGGAUCAAAAUUUU